AUGGAACUGCCUGGUGUCACCCAACUGGUAGGCGGCCGCGUUCAAGUCUCCGACAUUAGAGAAGUCGAUAUUAUUGACUUACUUGGGCGUGAUCCAGUACCACCAAAGUUAGACCUUUUAGAAAAGAAUAUUAAAAAUAAAGUGGUGAUGGUGACGGGUGCAGGUGGAUCAAUUGGUUCAGAGCUUUGCCGUCAGAUCGUGAAGCAUCAGCCGACAUGUCUGGUUUUAUUUGAAAUGUCUGAAUUUGCACUGUAUUCCAUUGACCGCGAAUUACAAAACGCAGGUGUAGAAGUAGUGCCUAUACUAGGUUCUGUGACUCACCAAAUAAAAUUGGAACGUAUAUUGCAACAGCAUGCUGUGCAAACGGUUUACCAUGCAGCAGCUUAUAAGCAUGUGCCCUUGGUUGAGGCCAACCCGUUUGAAGGGAUCUAUAAUACUUCAAUUGGUACGGCCCGUAGUGUUGAUGCCGCUGUGGCUCAAGGGGUAGAAACCUUUGUCUUGAUUUCUACGGACAAAGCUGUACGUCCAACCAAUGUCAUGGGUGCAUCGAAACGGAUGGCCGAAUUGUAUUGCCAAGGUUUAGCUGCCACAAAACCGCAAACACAAAUCAGUAUAAUUGAAAAAGGUGGACCUGUUACAGUAACGCAUCCUGAGGUGACUCGUUAUUUUAUGACCAUUCCUGAGGCUGCGCAGUUGGUGAUUCAGGCGGGGGCAAUGGGAACAGGCGGAGAUGUUUUUCUACUGGAUAUGGGUGAACCCGUUAAAAUUGUUGAUUUGGCUAAACAGAUGAUUCGUCUA
Messenger RNA from Notodromas monacha, 798 nucleotides. The record is from the annotation of a GenBank genome assembly. NCBI's taxonomy places the organism in Eukaryota, Metazoa, Arthropoda, Ostracoda, Podocopida, Cyprididae.